AUGGAGGAAGCGCGGAAGAACAUACAGCAAUUUCCAAAGCCCCACCCUUUUUCUGGUAGUGGUGAUGUGGGGGUGAUCGCUCCAACUGUUUUUCUGGUCUUGUGCGAUGCGCCGCUGUACGGAAAAGAAGCGGCGCUUCCCCCCGGCCAAACCGCGGUGGCAUUAGUUGAAUUCCUUGGCAAUGCCGGCCAACUCAUCGCGGUGCCAAGGUCCAGUACUUCGUAUUGUCGGAGGAAGCCAAGAGCCAGCGACGUUUUUCUUUUGGAAUACCCGUUGGCCCUUAGGUUACGGCGUUAUAAAGCACCGGGGCCAGCGGCAUCGUGCUGGGGCAAAAAUAUAUCCAAGAAUGUCCUUGGGCACUUGCCGACGUGCUAUCAGCAGUAUCACCCGCACCAGGUUACUGCUGAGUGGUGA
Trypanosoma theileri is the source of this 414-nucleotide messenger RNA. RefSeq lists its product as uncharacterized. The coding region runs from base 1 to 414 and encodes 137 amino acids. The record is from RefSeq and is a predicted model, not a curated record. Lineage: Eukaryota; Euglenozoa; Kinetoplastea; Trypanosomatida; Trypanosomatidae. The transcript has a single exon.